UCCUCCUCUCCAAAAAUCGUCACCUUUCUUAACCUUCUCUCCUUUCGCCACCGUUCCGCCGUCGGCCACUGCUGAAACACCUCUCUUUUCUUCUCCUCUCCCUCUCUUCCAUCUAUCUUAUUAGUGAUUUCCUGUUCCUCCAAAACAUUUCUUUUUCCCUGAAAAAGGACUAAAAACUGAAACUCAUUCCCCACAUUUCUGGCCACCGUCGCUGUCACUCGCAGCAGGAAUACUCCUUCCUUCUCACCCUUUCCCUUUCGUCCAGAAUUCCAUUGGAUGAUUUCAGGCAGCAAUUUAUUGCUCAAGAAAACAAGAGUUCCAAAUUAGAACCAGAAGUGGUGGUCUUUUUUAUGUUUUUUAAGUUCCAUUUGUUAUAGAACUCUUGUUUAAUUUUCCAUCGGUUGACAUUGCUGUAAAAAAUGAUGUUGCAUAGGUUCAAUCUGGUGCAAUUUUUUGUGAAUUUUAUUUCGAGAUUGGAAAAAAAUAGAAGUCUUGAUUUUCCGGUUCGAACUUGUCACAGUGUAGGAACUGGUGGACACUUUAACGGCGGAGAUUAUGACUUAUUGUUUCGAAAAAACGAUCUUACUGUUGAUAACAUAAUUGAUGCUCAAUUCAUUGAUGCUAAUGGAAGAAUUCUUGACCGAAAAGUCAUAAGAGAAGAUUUGUUUUGGGCCAUUCCAGGAGGUUGAGGGGGUAGCUUUGGAAUUCGACUGACUGUAUUCGCCAUUAGCAAGACCUUUGAACAAAAUGCAAUCAAACUUCUUCACCGUUGGCAAUAUAUUGCACAUGAUCUUCCUGAUGAAAUCUUCAGAAAAACGAAGUCUCCCCGCUUUUUAGUAUUUCCAUUUCUUUUUGCUUCUCUCUUCUCAUUGUCACAGGCAACUUCACCUCGUACUCAUGAGAGUUUUCUUCAUUGCCUUUCCCUUCAUUCCGAAGACGCCUCUCUCAUUUCGAAAAUCAUCUAUACACAAAAUAAUUGUUUGUAUUCAUCUAUUUUGGAGUUUUCAAUGCAUAAUCUCAGGUUCUCCACGCCAACCACCCCUAGACCACAAGUCAUUAUAACAUCAUUUCAUGAAUCCCAUAUUCAAGCAACAAUUUAUUGUUUAAGAAAACAUAGACUUCAAGUUAGAACUCGAAGUGGUGAUCAUGAUUUUGAAAGUAUAUCUUAUGUUUUUGAAAUUUCAUUUGUCAUCAUUAAUUUGAUUAAUUUUCGAUCAAUUGACAUUGAUGUGGAAAAUAAAGUUGCAUGGGUUCAAUCUGGAGCAAUUCUUGGUGAGUUAUAUUACAAAAUUACUAAAAAAAGUAAAACUCUAUGCGGAGGAGGUUAUGGCUUAUUGUUUCGAAAAUACGGUCUUGCUGCUGAUAACAUAAUGGAUGCUCAAUUCAUUGACGUUAAUGGACGAAUUCUUGAUAGAAAAGUAAUGGGAGAAGAUUUAUUUUGGGCCAUUCGAGGAGGUGGAGGGGGUAGCUUUGGCAUCGUCAUCGCAUGGAAAUUAAAAUUGGUUCCUGUUCCAGCAACUGUGACUGGAUGCACCGUUAGCAAAACGUUAGAACAAAAUGCGAUCAAACUUGUCCACCGUUGGCAAUAUAUUGCACACAAGCUUCCUGACGGAACACACUCCUUUGUUGUCUUAAGAAGUGUGAAUUCUAGUGAAGAUGGGAAAAAGACGGUUCUAGCUUCCUUUAGUUUAUUCUUUCUCGGUGGCGUUGAUGAGCUUGUUCCAUUGAUGCAAGAGAGAUUUCCGGAGCUUGGACUAGUAACGGAAGAUUACACUGAAAUGAGUUGGAUUGAAUCUAUUCUCUACUUUGGCCAAAUUAGAACUAAAUCCUUAGGUGUUUUACUUGAUAGGACUUUUCAAAGUCUUCUCACUAGUCCAGCCUUCAAAGCAAAGUCUGACUAUGUAAAGAAACCUAUUCCUGAAAUUGCGUUAAAAGGGUUAUGCUCAAAGCUUUAUGAGGAAGAAGCAAAAUCCGCCGGUAUACUUUUUGUGGCUUAUGGGGGAAUAAUGGAUAAGAUUCCAGAGACUGCAACUCCAUUCCCGCAUAGAGCUGGCAACUUAUACAAAAUCUUAUACUCUGUAGGUUGGCAAAAAGAAGACAACAACAAUUCUCAGAGGUACAUAAGUUGGAUUAGGAGAGUUUACAACUAUAUGAGUUCCUUUGUUUCAAAAUCACCACGAGAGGCAUAUAUCAAUUGUAGAGAUCUUGACAUUGGAACUAACAACAACGAUAACACUAGUUAUGCACAAGCAAGUGUUAGGGGUCAUAAAUAUUUUAAGAAUAAUUUUGAUAAAUUGAUGAGUGUGAAGACAAUGAUUGAUCCAGAAAAUUUCUUUAAACACGAACAAAGCAUUCCUCCACAUUUGUCCCGGCCGAAGGAGAGAGGCAAUUAGAGUCUAUAUAACCUUGGCUGACGCUUUUAAUUAGAAAAGCACACAUCAUAGCUCUAAAUAAAAUGUUUGAUUAGUUCUUUGUUACCAUUUCUGGCUGGCAUGAUGCAUGAGUAGUAUGCAUUACCCAUUAAUUACCUUUUGUAGAUACAAGUUAAUGUUGUUGAUAAUAAUAAAUCUUAGCCUUUCUUUCUCCAGAUUUCAU
This is a messenger RNA of Theobroma umbraticum, 2595 nucleotides long. NCBI's taxonomy places the organism in Eukaryota, Viridiplantae, Streptophyta, Magnoliopsida, Malvales, Malvaceae. The record is from RefSeq and is a predicted model, not a curated record.